This is a messenger RNA of Kockovaella imperatae, 1332 nucleotides long. RefSeq names its product WD40-repeat-containing domain protein. The record is from RefSeq and is a predicted model, not a curated record. Lineage: Eukaryota; Fungi; Basidiomycota; Tremellomycetes; Tremellales; Cuniculitremaceae. The coding region runs from base 1 to 1332 and encodes 443 amino acids. Gene Ontology annotation, molecular function: protein binding. The transcript is spliced from 9 exons.
AUGUCGAGCCUCCUAUCCGAACGUCAAAAAGAUGAGCUUCACCGAGCUAUGUUGUCCUACCUGCAUUCGUCAGGCAUGCAGGAGACCUACGAAGCUCUGAAGCGGGAGUCUGAGACUCCCGACUUUGAAGUCGAUGAUCCGAAAGCGAGAUGGGUCGGGCUGCUUGAGAAAAAGUGGACAAGUGUCAUACGGCUCCAGAAAAAAAUUAUGGAUCUUGAAUCUCGGAAUGCUGCCUUGCUAGCCGAACUAGCAUCACCAACCAGAGCCUCAGCAUCCGCAUCCUCAUCUUCCGCUCCAUUCCUUCCCCGUGCUCCUGCGAGACAUUCAUUGACAUCACAUCGAGCGCCUAUCACUCGCGUGGCGUUUCACCCGACAUGGACCGUCUUAGCUAGUGCCAGUGAAGAUGCAAGUGUGAAGAUCUGGGAUUGGGAGGGUGGAGAAUUCGAACGCACAGUGAAAGGUCAUACGAAAGCCGUGACGGACGUAGAGUAUAGUCCAAAAGGAACAUUGAUGGUGACCUGUUCCUCUGAUCUGACAAUAAAGCUUUGGGAUCCGGCGAACGAGUACAAUAAUACCAAAACUCUACAUGGUCACGACCAUUCCGUUUCGACGGUCCGCUUCACACCCGACGGAGAAAAGUUGGUAUCGGCGAGUCGUGACAAGUCCAUCAGGAUAUGGGAAGUGGCGAGCGGGUAUUGCGUCAAAACGUUGACGGGACAUGUGGAAUGGGUACGGGAGGUGGUACCCUCAGAAGACGGACGAUGGCUGUUAUCGAGCUCAAGCGAUCAGACAUCACGCCUCUGGGAUUUCGCCUCUGGGGAGUCAAAAAUGGAGUUCAGGGGUCACGAGCAUGUAGUGGAAUGUGCAGUUUUCGCUCCGACCGCUGCGCAUGCUGCUAUCCGCGAGCUGGCGGGAUUGCAGUCAACAGCAGCGGACGCUCGCGCCAAGACACCUGGCUCAUAUUCAGCUACUGGCUCCAGGGACAAGACGAUCAAACUAUGGGAUACUCAAUCCGGCCAAUGUCUCUAUACCUUUAAUGGCCACGACAAUUGGAUCCGAGCUUUGGUCUUCCAUCCGAUGGGCAAACACCUCCUAUCAGCCUCUGACGACAAGACGAUCAAGGUCUGGGACCUGACGAAUGGGCGUUGCGUCAAAACGGUCGAUGCUCAUGCUCAUUUUGUGACCUGUAUGACUUGGGGCAGAGCCGUGAUCGGUGGCGAUGCGAGCGUUCAGAAUGGAGAUCCCAAAGCGAAUAUAACGACAGAGCCGAGGAGAAUUAAUGUGAUUGCCACAGGGAGUGUUGAUCAAACGGUCAAGAUCUGGACACCGUGA